UUAAAUAAACUACCCCAUAAAUUAGUUGGUAGACUUAUGCCAUUUCAAAAAGAUGGUAUCAAGUUUGCUAUUGAGAAAAACGGACGCUGUCUCAUUGCAGAUGAGAUGGGUCUUGGAAAAACCAUUCAAGCAAUAUCUGUGGCUUAUUGCUACAGGGAAGAGUGGCCCCUCUUAAUUAUUGUUCCAGCUUCUCUCAAGUUUUGUUGGAUUGAAGAGAUAGAGAAAUGGUUGCCUGAUGUUUUACCUCACCAAAUAAAUCUUGUCCAUUGUGGUACUGAUGCCAAUGGCAUAGACAAUAGCCCCAUCACUCUUGUGACUUACGGGCUGCUGAGAAUGCCCACCAGCAGACUUGUCAGAGAGGCAAUAGAAGCGCGUCAAUUCAAAGUCAUCAUUUGUGAUGAAUCCCAUUAUCUUAAGAACCACAAGAGCUUGUCCACCAAAACGGUUAUUCCUCUAAUAAAAAAAGCCAACAGACGGAUUUUGCUCUCUGGCACUCCAGCGUUAUCAAGACCAGUUGAGCUGUACCCCCAAAUUGAUGCCAUCUGCCCCAACCAGUUUGGCACAUUCUGGAAAUACACAGAACGUUACUGUGAUGCACACACUGUGUUCUUUGGCAAGUUCAAAAAAAGAGAAUGCAAUGGCGCCAGUAACCUCCUGGAACUUCAGCAGAAGUUGACCAGCCUGCUAAUGAUCAGACGUGAAAAAAGUGAGGUACUGACUGAACUACCUCCUAAACAGAGGCAGCGAGUUUUAUUUGAAUUAAAAGAUUCUCCAAUGAAAAAGGAAAUACUAAAAAGUUUUGCUGAGCUCAGACAAACAAUUGUCCAAGGUAAAGGAGGCAUUUUACAUCCAGACCAAUAUUUGGACACGGAAUCACGAGCCGACCAGAGCGUACACUACCAGAUAUCUAAACUCUAUAAAUUGAGUGGGGAUGCUAAAAUAGGUCCAGUGCGAGAGUACAUAGAAAUGUUGUGCGAGAACGAAGAGUUAAAGUUCCUGGUGUUUGCGUACCACCACGACAUGAUGGAUGGGAUACAACAGACACUGUGGGAGAAGAAAGUCAAGUUUGUCAGAAUAGAUGGAAAAACAAACAGCGCUGAUCGGCAGGUUUAUGUAAAACAAUUUCAGUCAGAUAAAGAUACUAGGGUUGCGGUACUUAGUAUACUCGCAGCAGGUGUGGGUCUAACAUUUACUGCAGCAAACUUGGUUGUAUUUGCGGAGCUGUACUGGACCCCUGGGGUCAUGGUGCAGUGUGAGGACAGGGCCCAUCGUAUCGGACAGACCAGCAACUUGUCAGUUCAUUAUCUUGUUGCCAGGGGAACUAUGGACGAGUGGGUGUGGUCAGCCGUGUGUAAAAAGACUAUAGUCACAAGCACAGCUCUAACUGGCCACACCAGACAACUGGACCACGAAGAAGGUGAAGGUUACCAAGUGGCCUUGCUCUCUAAUGCUGACAUGUGGGAGCCUGAGAAGGUCAAGGCUGAUGUUAAUGUAUCUGACCUGGUACAGAACCAACGGCCAGCAAACCAAAGCUCCAUCCUUGAGUUUUUCAGCUCACAGCAAACGUCCACUCCAAAAUCAGCCAUCCGUAAAAGAAAAUUUUCAACAGAGCAAGACAAAUCCCACCGUAGCUUUCUAGGAAUAAAUUCUGAGAAACCCUCAUCUAGUCAUUGCACAGGAUCUAAAGAUACAUUGUCCCUUGAAGGUUCUAAUGCGCUCAAGUCUAAAUCAACCAAAAAAAUGAAGCUGUCAGAUAUUGUUGUCGUCAGUGAUGAUGAUGAUGAAACAGCAUUCAAAUGUGAUAAUAAAAAGUCGAAAGCAACAACUAAAAAGAAAAAGAAACCAAAACCAGAUACUAUUAGUUCACAAAAGCUGCUUGGCAGUAAAAAAGUUGUAAGAGAUAAAGAAAAAUCUUCUUUAAAGUUGGAUACAAGUAUUUCUAUAAUUCUAAGUGAUGAGGAAAGUAAUCCUUUACCUAGUGCUGUAUGUGGUCCAAAUGUUUCUGGUACAAAGUUUUUUGGUCAAGGUAUUCCUAAUUCAGAUAGACCUAAGGAAUCUGAAAAUCUUACUGUCAAUGAGGCUAUAGAUGAACAAGAUAAUGUGAUGAAUAGUACAAGUUUUGUAAAAUCAAAAGAUUCUCAUCCAGAUGAAGCUGCAUCAGAAAAGCUCAGUACCAUUUCACCAGGGGUUUCCAACGCUGGCACAGUACAUGAUGAACCAGAUUUUAAUAUAACUGAUGACACAUUUUUUGAAAGCCCCACUAAAAUGGGUGACAAUAGUAAUAUUGAAACUAAUUUAAAUUCUCCUAUGGAGGAAUGUGAUGUAAAAGUUGAUGCAUUUACAAAUGAAACUGUAGCCUCAUCCAAAGAUCAAGAUGCCAAGACACCAGUCAAACAUCCAAUGGUUUCAGUCCUAGAAUCACAUGACCAAACCGAUGCUAACCAUUGGUCCUGUAAAGCCUGCACAUACUUAAAUCACUUAGACCUUCCCCACUGUGAAAUUUGUGACACACCAAAAAGUAAAAAUCGUGUUUGUAAAAAUCAACGAAACAAUGCAAGAACUAAAGUAAAACGUGAAAUCAAUUCUUCAGGUUCAACUAAAAAACAGACAAUGUCAAAAGAAAUCUUACAUUCUAAGGUUGAUGAAAGUUUAGAAAUUGAAAAAAAAUCUAAAAUGUCAUCAGGUCAAGAUCAGCUUGACCCUCUACAUCAGGAGUCUGAACUUGAGGUUAAUUCCUCACCAUUUACAAGAAUCAAUGGCUCUUCAGACUCACCACUUUCCAGAAACAAGAGACAUAAACCCAUCAAACACGAGGCUUCAUGUUCUAGUGAAGAAUCAAUCCUUAAAACUUUGUCACCUGAUUCUAUGCAAAUGUCUUCUUCAUUAGAUAAUUCUAAAAGUUCCGAACAAUUAGAAACCAAAUUUAAUAAUUCAAUAGAAAGUAAUUCUAAUACAAAUAAAAGCUCUGAACAAUUAGAAAUGGACGUAAAUAAUUCAGAUAAAGAACCAACAGCCAAAACCCUACCUGGUUUUAUGAAUAUUGAACCAACAGAAAAUAAUUCCGUGUGUGAAAGUUCUAAUCAGUUGGCAGCCAAGGCAGAUAACUCAAUCAGCACAGAUGGUGAGAAUGCAGGGGAAGGGCAGAUAAUUCCUGUACAUCAAGUUUUCAAGUACAGCUGCAGCUUGUACACUGGACGGAUAUAUGUUUAUGAUGAGAGCGGAAUGUCUCUAGAUGCAAACUUCCAUCCCAUGGACAUCGAGGUAGGAAAUUUUGAUGAUUUGCCAGAGUUGCUUCAGCUGCCUCAACAUCAGAAACUGAUUAAAAAAUUCACUAGGGAGUGGUCAAGCCUAUCAGAAACAAAAAGAAAGUUGAUUGCCAAAAGCGGACUCUACUUCACCAGCCCACUGGCUGUGUACGAGGCAGUAAAGACAACUACGGGAAGCAAACAGAGACAUUUCACAAAGGAAGACAAUAUAAUGACAGCCAUUAAGCGUGCAGAAAACAUCAAGGGUUCUGUUAGGAUGAUAGCUAAGCAUUCAGAGAUACCGACAAAUAUAAAUAAUUCAGAAGAUUUAAAAAUGAAAGGUAUUGUGCAGACAGUGACAGAGGAAGGCGUGCCAGUUUGUCUGCAGUGCCAGAAACCUUACUCUAACCCCCUGCUGUCUGCUGAGACAAUAUCAAAGCCAGAGAAUGCCUGGCAACUCAGGCUGUGUUCACAUGCCUGUAUGGAUAAAUAUUGGACAAUAACCAAGGGAAGCUACUGUAGAGACAAAAUCUAUGAGAUUGAACAUGGAGUCUGCAAGUUGUGUAACUUUGAUGCCCAGGCUUUGUUCACCCAGGUUAAGUUUGUUAAAGACUUGACUACAAGAGCUGAUCUAGUUAACAAAAGCCCUUACCAAACCUUGACAUGCAAACAAAAACAGAAGAUGAUAGAAACCCCAAUGGCUGGUCAGUUCUGGCAUGUUGACCACAUCGUGCCAGUUUGGCAGGGCGGGGGCAUGUGCGACCUUGACAACCUACGCACGCUGUGCACACUCUGCCACCUGAAGGUCACCCGCAGGCAAGCCACCCAAAGAGCAUCCAUGAAGAAACUCAGCCUCUCUUUCAGCAAUGGAGACAUUACAGCAUUCUUUCAAAAACAAUAGCAGUUAAAAAUUCUGGACUAGUAGAAGAAUUCUUCAUAAAUUUAAUGUACAGAGUGUUCUAUUUAUUGUUACAAACUAUACUUUCCAAUUGCUACAUAACAACCAGGCCACUCUUCAUUAGGGAAUUUAAAUAGUUUUUAAGCUAUUACUUUCACAUUUUAGUUCCACCACAAGAAAGGACAGCAGUUAUAUCUUAGUUAUUAAUUCCAUUGAAUUCCAUUAAUCCAAUACAUAAUAUAAUUAAAGACUAGGUCUAUACCAGACAUAAUCUGUAUCUAUUUGAUUAACCUUUAUUGAUAAAUUAUAACACAUGAAUCCAAAUUAAUUAUUGUAAAACAUGUUUAAUUGUUAUUAGGUGUUGAUAUGCAAAGAAACUACGAUUUUUAAUAUCCAUUUUGUGGUUUAUCUUUCUCAAUAUCCUCAGACUUAACAUAGGUCAAAGAUUGUUAA
This is a messenger RNA of Physella acuta, 4596 nucleotides long. Its product is annotated as DNA annealing helicase and endonuclease ZRANB3-like. Lineage: Eukaryota; Metazoa; Mollusca; Gastropoda; Physidae. The record is from RefSeq and is a predicted model, not a curated record. Gene Ontology annotation, molecular function: ATP binding; nucleic acid binding; zinc ion binding. Gene Ontology annotation, biological process: DNA repair; replication fork processing. Gene Ontology annotation, cellular component: nuclear replication fork.